This is a messenger RNA of Galdieria sulphuraria, 3213 nucleotides long. RefSeq names its product ubiquitin-activating enzyme E1. Bases 26 to 3151 code for a protein of 1041 amino acids. The record is from RefSeq and is a predicted model, not a curated record. Lineage: Eukaryota; Rhodophyta; Bangiophyceae; Galdieriales; Galdieriaceae. The transcript is spliced from 22 exons. Gene Ontology annotation, molecular function: ubiquitin activating enzyme activity. Gene Ontology annotation, biological process: DNA damage response; protein ubiquitination; ubiquitin-dependent protein catabolic process. Gene Ontology annotation, cellular component: nucleus; cytoplasm.
UUUGGGUGAGAAAGAGAAAGACCCUAUGGCAACUAGUUGUGUUCAAGAAGAUAUCGAUGAAGGACUCUACUCUAGACAACUCUAUGUAUUGGGUAUGGACGCUCAACGACGAAUGUCUUCCUCAAGUGUAUUGAUCUACGGACUUACUGGAUUGGGUAUCGAAAUUGCCAAAAACUUGAUAUUGGCUGGAGUGAAGCAAGUUUUUAUUUACGAUAAGGAGACAGUUUCUUCACAAGAUUUAUCUUCCAACUUUUUUCUAUCCGAGAGUGAUAUUGGAAAAAGUACAAGGCAGAAUGCCGUCGUACAAAAACUAAAAGGCCUCAACCAACAAGUACAAGUUGUAUUGGUGGAAGAUGAUAGACAGCUCAACGAAUGGAUAAGCAAAGUACAAGUUGUUGUCCUUGUCAAUCAAAGUUGGGAAACACAAGUUGAUUGGAAUCGUGUUUGUAGAGAACAUAACGUAAAGUUUAUUACUUGUGAGUCCAGAGGAGUCUUUGGUCAAGUUUUUGUUGAUUUGGGUGAUUCUUUUGUGGUUUCGGAUACUACUGGAGAAGAACCCAAGUCUGCAAUGAUUUCCUAUGUUUCACGUGCCAACCCGGGUUGUGUUACUUGUCUGGAUGAGAGUCGACAUGAUCUGGAAACGGGUGACCAUGUCGUAUUUUCACAAGUUGAAGGAAUGACAGAACUCAAUGAUGGGAAACCUCGAAGGAUUCAAGUCACUGGACCAUUUACUUUUACAAUUGAAGACACUAGCCAUUAUCAUGAAUAUAUAAGAGGUGGUAUAGUUACUGAAGUGAAAAUGCCACAAACUUUACAAUUUCAACCAUUAUGGGAAGCUUGGAAGGAACCUCAAUUUGUGUUGUCAGACUUUGCCAAAGAAGAUAGAAUGGAGCUACUUCAUUAUUGUUUUCGAGCGUUGCAUGAUUUUCAGUCAGAAUUUCAAAAAGCUCCUACUUCUGGUUGUCAUGAUGAUUAUGCUUUAUUUAUAGAAAAAUUGCGUCGUUAUUCAGAUAAGAGCGGAUUUGUAGUGGAAGCAUUUUCAAAGACUUGUAGAGGAGAUAUAUCUCCUAUGGCAGCCUUUCUUGGAGGAAUUGUUGCUCAAGAAGCAAUGAAAGCCAUUUCUGGAAAAUUUACUCCGAUUCAACAAUUCUUUUAUUUUGACUGUUUGGAAGUUCUUGGGAAUACGAUUGCUACUAAAGAAGAUAUGCAACCCAACCAGAGUCGUUAUGAUGGCCAAGUUGCUGUAUUUGGAAAACAUUUUCAAAAAGAAUUGGAAAAGUUGCGAUAUUUUGUUGUUGGUGCGGGUGCUAUCGGUUGUGAAAUGUUAAAGAAUUGGAGUAUGAUGGGAUUGGGUUGUUCUUCACAAGGGAAAAUAUUCGUUACGGAUAUGGAUAAUAUUGAGCGUUCCAAUUUGAGUCGACAGUUGUUAUUUCGAACACAAGAUAUUGGAAAACCAAAGAGCAUUGCAGCAGCUCAAGCAGUCAAACAGAUCAAUCCACUUGUCAAUAUUGAGGCAUUUGAAGCAAGAGUGGGAGCAGAUACAGAAGAUAUAUUUGAUGAUGAUUUUUGGGAGUCGCUUUCUGGAGUUGCAAAUGCAUUGGAUAAUGUUCAAGCUAGACAAUAUGUGGAUUGGCGUUGUACUUAUUAUCGGAAGAGUUUGAUUGAAAGUGGAACUUUAGGAACGAAAGGAAAUACUCAGGUUAUCAUUCCAGGUUUUACGGAGACUUAUUCAGCUUCAAGAGAUCCUCCUGAAAAGGCAAUACCUAUUUGUACUUUGAAGAAUUUUCCUUAUCAAAUCGAACACACUAUUCAAUGGGCAAGAGACACCUUUGAAGGAUAUUUCAAGUCAGCUCCUGAAGAUGUCAAUCAGUAUCUUAGUCGUCCAGACUUUGUGGAAUCAUUGCGUUCUCAAGGAGGAAGUACUUUAUCCAACACUUUAGAAACUUUGUAUGAUUCUUUGGUAGUGAAUAGACCAUGUUCAUUUGAAGACUGUGUUGCUUGGGCAAGAUUUCGAUUUGAAGAUCUCUUCUCCAAUACUAUUAAACAAUUGCUGUAUUCGUUUCCUGCCGAUAUGGUGGAUAAGAAUGGAGUUCCAUUUUGGAGUGGAACGAAAAGAGCACCACAAUCUAUACAAUUCGACUCUUCCAUUCCUACUCAUUUAGAAUUUAUUAUGACUGCUUCCAAUUUACGUGCACAAAAUUAUGGAUUAAAAGGGUCGAGUGAUCCUAAAUACUUCCAACAAGUAUUAUCUGAAAUAAUGGUUCCUGAAUUUCAACCUAAAGCCAAUGUGAAGAUUGCCACUACAGAUGCAGAAGCACAAGAACAGGAUAAUGCCAUGGAAGGAGAUGAACAACGAAUACAACAGAUACUUGAAAGCUUACCAACAGCAACGGAACUAGCAGGUUUUCGUUUAUAUCCCAUUGAAUUUGAUAAAGAUGAUGAUUCUGGACUACAUAUUGGUUUUGUGACAAGUUGUUCCAAUUUGAGAGCCAGCAAUUACGGUAUAACCAAUGCUGACAAAUAUAAAACAAAAUUGAUUGCUGGACGUAUUGUUCCUGCUAUCGCAACGACGACUGCAGUGGUGACUGGUUUGGUUUGCAUAGAAUUAUACAAAUUGUUACAAUACGGCUAUUUGAAUAUGCAAGUAGAAGAUGCCCAAAAUAGUUGGUUUGUGAAGAAGACUUCCGAUGAAUUGGAUACUUUGAGAAAGGAAAAUGAAAAGAAAGUAGCAGUUUUUAAGAAUGGCUUUGUAAACCUAGCACUUCCAUUCUUUGGAUUUUCAGAGCCUAUAUUAGCUCCCAAGAUUCCAAUCGGUGAUUCUGGAGUGUAUUUUACUCAAUUCUGGGAUCGUUUUGAUAUCAAUGAACAGAGAGAUGUGACUUUGAAAGAGUUUUUAGACAUUUUUAAACAAAGAUUUCAUUUGGAGAUAUCCAUGAUGAGUUAUGGUGUAUCGAUUAUCUAUUCUUCCUUUAUUGCACCCAAGAAGUUGGAAGAACGUCUUCAUCUUCCUAUGAAAAAGGUUAUUGAGACGAUAGGUAAAGUGAAUUUAUCACCCAAACAGAAAUAUUUGAUAUUCGAAAUGUGUUGUAAUGAUGAACAAGGAGAAGAUGUAGAAGUGCCUUAUUGUAGGUAUCGUUUUCGUUUUCCAUAGUUGUUGUGGGUUCAGAAUAAAACAGAAUGUCUUGUUUGCUAAAUGAAUGGAAACUAUUCAUG